This is a messenger RNA of Octopus sinensis (East Asian common octopus), 1067 nucleotides long. RefSeq lists its product as uncharacterized. NCBI's taxonomy places the organism in Eukaryota, Metazoa, Mollusca, Cephalopoda, Octopoda, Octopodidae. The record is from RefSeq and is a predicted model, not a curated record. The coding region runs from base 93 to 1043 and encodes 316 amino acids. The transcript is spliced from 2 exons.
GAUUAAAGGUGAGAUGUGGUAAUUACAUAGCGGAGAUUAAUAAUUCAGGAAUUGAUGAAAUAUCAGUGAGGAGACUUCCAUAUAGGACAGCAAUGGUCCCUUUUUCCAUUCCUGCAUUCGAGGAACAUGUUAAUUAUGAUUAUGUGGACAUUAGGGACCAGAGUAGUAAACUAAUUAAGUUAGAUGAGAAUGUGAGUGUGUUGAUAUUUCGAGAAAGUGUCACAUUAAUGAGAACAACAACAACAACAGUGGACAUACUUCAACAUGAACAACAACAACAACCACCACUGGACAUAUGUCGGUGGACAGAUGAAUGUUUCAUUGUCACCUUUGGGAGAGAAAUGAGGGUGUUCAACAGGGAUUUCUGUCGUUUAAAAACCAUCAGAACUGAGAAAUACUACAAGAGGAUUUAUAAAUACAACGACAAUCAACUCGUGUGUGGUGGUCAUUAUAUUAGAGACAUAACUCAAGAAGAGAGAUACAAGGACAUCUUUGACCCUUAUUAUGUGGAUGUGGUUGAUAUUAAGGAUGGGAAAUGUAAAGAUGAAGUGUGUCACGGGGAGGUGAGGAGAUUGGGAAGGUUGGAGGCAGAUGAAGGAGUGCAUGAUGUGGGAGUCACAUCUUUUGGUGAUGUUGUUGUUUUGAGGAGGGAGAUCAAGAAGGAGUCUGGAGAUUGGGAUCAUUUGUGUUUUGUGGAAUGGUUCAGGGAAAAGUCUUUGGUGAGGAGGAUAAGAAUAGAAGAAAGAACAGGUUUUGGUCUGGAAUAUGAUAUUUCAAGACCUCAUUUAACUAUAAUUGGUGAAUGUGUUUAUAUAACAGAUAAAGAUAACAAUAUUUAUGAAAUACCUCAACAUAUUGAAGAGGAAACAUCUGAAGAUAAUGAAAUCCUGAUAUCUGAAGAUAAUCCUAAAUAUUUAAUCCUCAGGAAUUAUGAUAAUGAAGUCUUUGAAGUUCUUGGUUUUGAUGUUUCAGAAAAUUCUUUGAUGGUUUUUGGAAUUAUUCCUGGACGCCAACCAUUUGCUUUUUUUUAUUUUGACAAAUAAAUAUUUUAAGAAAUAUUAAACUUC